UAGGUUCCGAACAUGCUUUCAAUGAGAAGAAAUUUACUAUGGAAAUGCAUCUGGUCCAUCGAAAUAAAAAAUUUCUAGGUAUGGAAGAAGCAUUGGAUCAUACCGACGGGCUAACAGUUCUUGCGUUCUUUUUUCAGAUUAGUGAAAAAGAAAACAAACCGCUGAAUCAAAUUUUGAGACAUCUACCUCGAGUAUACCAUUCCGAUGCGAGAGUUUUUUUCACUUCAACUUUUACGCUAGCAUCUAUUUUGCCUAAGCCUAAGAAUAUGAAAAGAUUCUACAUGUACACAGGAUCUCUGACAACACCGCCGUGUUCAGAAGCUGUCACAUGGAUUGUAUUUCCAAAUCCGAUGCCUGUAUCAAACAAACAAGUGAACAAAUUUCGAAGUAUGUUAACUCACGACAACCACACAAGACUGACAUGUAACUUCAGAUGUUUGCAAAAAAUAAAUACAAGAUCAAUUUUCUAUCGCAAAUCUUCCUCACAAAGGAGGAAUUCCAACCCCUUCAGCCAUCGAGGUUCCAUUCACCUUUAAAUAUUCGGUUCUACAUGCUCUAUCUCAUCAUGUACUGUGCAAGUGCAAAUCUCUGUAGCAGGACACUACCAUGUCUUAGCUCUAAAGUGUAAAACUUUUGUAAUCAGCUGUAGCUUCCUUUCUGCUUUAACAAAUAUAUUGUAACGAAUUA
This is a messenger RNA of Agrilus planipennis (emerald ash borer), 687 nucleotides long. RefSeq names its product carbonic anhydrase 15-like. Gene Ontology annotation, molecular function: zinc ion binding; carbonate dehydratase activity. Bases 39 to 536 code for a protein of 165 amino acids. The transcript is spliced from 3 exons. NCBI's taxonomy places the organism in Eukaryota, Metazoa, Arthropoda, Insecta, Coleoptera, Buprestidae. Gene Ontology annotation, cellular component: cytoplasm. The record is from RefSeq and is a predicted model, not a curated record.